AUGGCUGACAUUCACUGGGGUGUCAUAGCUGUGGUCCUUUACUUUCAUCUUCCUGGAUCAGCGGGAACCGAGUCACAGCGGAUCCUUCGUGACACGCAUCACCAUUCAGACUGCCGGUGGGACGGGGAGUGCUCACUGAACUGUUCUUUUACUGGAAUAUCUGCUGUUCCAGAGGACACAUCGCAAACAGCAGUAACAGCUGAUUUCAGUUACAAUAAUAUUAAAACCUUUGUGUGCGCUGAUGGAAGAAAUGAAGACUGGGUGGUGAAACACCUGAAUCUCAGUCACAACCUGAUUUCUGAGCUCUCCCUAACUGCUUGUUGGAAUUUACCUCUGUUAGAGACCCUAGACCUGAGCGGUAACGCCAUCCGCACCCUCACCCUGGGCAGACCUACGCCUGCACGUGCGUCCAGAAGGCAGGGGCCGGUCCAUCGCCUCCUGCCCGCUCUGAAAGUGUUGUCAGCUGAGAGAAACAACCUCAGCAGAGUUCCAAGAGGACUAGGCCUGCUGCAGUCUUUGCAAACUGUCCAUUUGUCGUCCAACGGCAUACGACAGAUUGAUCGGGAGGACUUUCAAAGCUGUUCACAGCUCAAGGACAUCGCCUUGCAAAACAACAGGAUAACUAAAAUUCACCCAGACGCCUUCAGGGAUCUCAGCAAAUUACAGGUCGUGGAUCUCCGUGCAAAUGCUCUGACAGCCCCUUUACCUCAGCUGUUAAUCAGUUUGAGCUUCUUUCAACUUGAAGUGGAUUUGUCAAACAACGCCUGGCUAUUUAACUGCAGACUAAAUGCUUUCAAACAUUUCUUUCAUUUUAUUUUUGACUCCGCGAGGCAAAAAUGGAGUAUUAUUUCAUACAACAAAUCUGCCAGCAGCUCACAGACACCUCUGCUGUACCUUUCGAGCUCCCGUGUAAGCUGCAGCGGCGACGUUCGGCUCGAGAGGGCUGUGAUCCCACCGGGGAGGACGUCGGUGCUGAGUUGUGACUUGGCCAGCACGAGGGGUGAUGGAGUCUCUUGGUGGACACCUAAAGGCAGAAUUUCGAAAGGCAACAGUCUUCCUCAUAUGGCACUGGAUAAAAGGAAUAAUUUAGUGAUAUACAAUGCUGAUAAGACUGCUGAAGGGUUAUAUUUGUGUAUUCUUAAUACAGCAAAGGAGAAAUAUCUCGUCUACAACAUACAGGUGAAAGAAAGGGUUUCAACACUUUUGGUUAGAAAAGCCCGGGACGCUACCACUGCUUUUAGACAAGGCGGAACGGAGCGGGACCUGGCGCUGGCUGUCUGCCUCUCCGUGCUCGUCACAUUCGUCUGCGCCUUCUGCCUGGGCGCUUUCGCCAGACCCUACCUGGUGAGCCUGUGGAGACUCGCGCGCAGGAACAAGCGCUCCGGCUCAGAACGUGCCUACGCUAAUCGAGGUUUUUCAGAUGACGCCUUGAGCCGGGAGCGCUCUGCAAGCGAGUCAACAAAUCCGCAGCGCCACUUGUUCAUUCGUGACGAGCAUGCUUCAAGAAACACGUGCGUUCUGCCGACAGAAACCUCUGUUUUGCGUGGAAGCGGUGUGCACGCACCAAAUACUGAGGAAGAGUACCAGAGACAAAGCAACGAGGAGACCGCCGUGAAGAAAAACCCAGUGUUUUCAGACACCAAGACCAGUAUUGGCAAUGGUGAAAAUAUAAAUGUUGAUAAUAACGGACUGUUCUCUGUAAGGAUAGAUGACACGAUUGGCGGUGAAGUAAUGGGAAGAAAAUUAAUCAGUAAUGACAUUUCAUUAUGGGCAGAUUCAAACCAUGCAAAUGAUGCAGGCUCAGAGAAGAGCAGGCUCCAUGCCACACCGCGGAGAUCGAGUGCUGACGCUCGCUCACAUCACACGGACACCUCAGGUUCGGAUUUAUCCUUCAUGGGAGAAUCCGGCUCCCCGUUUUCCACGACACAAACCCCCGCAGCUGCACGGGAUUCUCGGAGCAGCAAGGUAAGCGACAGCUCUGGUCUGCUGCGGUCUGAAAGCGCAAAGGCUACACCAGAAAGAAAAGGUAUCGUUUCACACAGCGAACCCACAAGCGCUACGGAAUUCAUGCCUGGAAGGCAAAGCUGCGAUGAGCAACUUGGUCUAAACAGCCACAUAAAUAUAACCAGCGACAUGGGGGAUUUUGUUUUACCCAGCAGCAGCAAGAGAGAUACAAAUGCUGAGAAUUUAAGUGUCUACCAACCAAUGGAACACCCUCCUCUUACAGGGUACGGCUGUAAAAUGGAACUCACGAAUGAAAACGGCGCUUCAGCAGAUCUAUUUGGUGAUAGCUCUUCAGAUGAAGGGACUCCGUUCACCAUGAGUGACUGCAGCUCCCUGGAGGACUUUGAGCUGGAAGAGCCCCGUGCUAGCGACAAAGCCGAUACAAACAGUGGGACGGAGAAGUUCUCGACGCCGCCCGAGCCGCCAAACGUUGCUGCUGGACAUCAGCGUAUUGAGGAAGAUGAAGAGGAGAACAAGGUGUGUUGUGAAACCGCUAUUCGUUACGGAUCAGAUACCACCAUGCCUGAAACAGCACCGCCUUACGCUGAGAAACGCAGUGACCGUGGAAGCAUGUCCGACUCGGACGCAGUCAGUUCUUCAAGUCAUGAGGUUCUUGAUCCAUUUGAUUAUUUUACUAAUGAAGAGUCAAGAGGACAAAACUCUGAUUCUCCCCACAAUCCAGAUUUUGGCGAUACAUUGCUUUCAUUAAAAUGUUCUCCCACGUAUGACACCGAUACAGAGAACACUCCUGAAGAGGCCGAACUGCAGCUGUACCGGCUUCGCGCUGAGCCUCGGCGUUCCCUCAGAUUGAGUCCCACUGAACAGAAAGAAGAUGCUCCAGAGGGAAGUCCAGACAAGCCCAUCGACGGGAACUCCUCCGACCAGGAUCGUGGUGAGGGGGACAUUACAUUGAGCAGAAACACGAGUACAUCCGAGCACGAUGAUUUUACUUUUGCUCCCAGUGAUAUUGGUUUGAAUGAAAUUGUUGCAGCACCAUCCCUGCCGCGUCCCAGCGCCGAGUCAUCUCUUCAGUCCCUGCCUGAAGACACAGCUGAAAAACGUCUUGCAGUUGUUACCGGGGAAGAAGACCCGCGACCCCAGGAGAAGCAGGUGAACACAACGAAGGCUCACGCAGAUGAAACGCAAAGAGGUCUUAACGAGAAAGACUGGGCUGGCUACACAGCCUUGCAGGAUGCCAGCACCUUCCACCUGCCCGAUGGAACAUGGUCGCGCAAUGCCGUGGCAGAUUGGCUGCACCCCGGCUCUCCUGGGAGAUCAGCGUCGGUCUCCAGCGCAGAGGAUCCUUUUCAACGGGAUGGGAGCGACGAGGAUGCACGUUCCUCCUCGGUCCCGCAGGGCUUCUUCAGCGAGAGCGCGCGACACAGCUCACGUUCAUUCCCACAAAAGGCCACCCAAAACGCGAUCUCCACAAGCAGCGAUUCCAGCGAGGCGGAGGAUGACCCAGCUUCGACAGCGCUGGAGAACAAUUCUGCGCCAGCCGCCAACCUCCCACAUUCAAGUGAAAAACUCGGCCAACGAGGUCAGACCACGGUAGGCCAGGGCCACUUUUUUGUUAAGAAGAAGAGAGCAUUUGAUGGGUUUGCUAAUAUUCUGCAAAGCAGGAGAACAAACUCCAGUAGCUGA
This is a messenger RNA of Opisthocomus hoazin, 3648 nucleotides long. RefSeq names its product leucine rich repeat containing 66 (gene LRRC66). Gene Ontology annotation, cellular component: plasma membrane. NCBI's taxonomy places the organism in Eukaryota, Metazoa, Chordata, Aves, Opisthocomiformes, Opisthocomidae. Gene Ontology annotation, molecular function: protein binding. The record is from RefSeq and is a predicted model, not a curated record.